AUGGCCAUCAACACGCAUCGGGAGCAUUUUGCUAUGCUUGAAUCUGUCGUCUUCUUCGCCCCCUCAAUCACGCCUGCCGCCCCCACCGAUUCUGGACACGUCUCGUCAUGCGGAAUAUCAGUAUGGAGCCUCCCAUUCGCGCGACCUUUUGUUCACGUACGCGCGCACACUAGCAGGGUACAGGGUGCUUGCAUGUGCGACACGUACCUUUUGUUUUGUUCCAAGUGCAACAAGUGAGCAUCUGGUGGAGCUUGAUUGGUGAAUCGAAAACGCGGUGGUUUAUUUUUGGUUUCGCUCACUCACUCCGCACUCGAGUGCGGUGAUAUUGAUAGCACUAUGCCCAGCGACAGCUGCGUACCUAUCGCACACAAACAGUACCAAGCCGUAUUCGUGCUUUGAACGAGUAUUUCUCCUAGUUGCGGAAGCGGAAGAGAGACCUCAAUUCCAAACGUCAUGGCGAUGCAGUGCAUUGUGCUUGUCCUCCGACAUCAGCAGUCAGCCUUGUACUAAGCGUCCCGCAAUCCCUGAGUGUGCAUGGGUUUUGCUGUUUCAGAGUGACGAACAGCGCACACGUGCGUGCCUUGUUCCCAGGGCACGGAGGGCUAGAUUGCGAUUGGUUGGGGGGUGGCGAAUGGUGGCAGACUCCGAUUACCGUCCGCAGUGACUCUGGUCGUCGGCUCAGAGGUGGUACGAGGGACUGCUCGUUUCGAGUAAAUACUCUGCAACGUUGCUUUACUUCUCAUACCUUUGUCCGAUUGCGUGAUGCCUCUUUUGAG
Periconia digitata is the source of this 776-nucleotide messenger RNA. The record is from the annotation of a GenBank genome assembly. NCBI's taxonomy places the organism in Eukaryota, Fungi, Ascomycota, Dothideomycetes, Pleosporales, Periconiaceae.